UCAAUAAUCGAUCGUGUUUGUGUAACAAACGAAGAAAAAAAAAGAAGUUGAUAUCUAUUGUUUAAGGAUUAAGAAAGUAAGAUAUCGAUAAAAUUAAGUUUUCGUAGGAGGUAUGAAAAAGAUGAAUUUUUCUGUAUACGUGUAUGUGGGUGUGUGUAUGUGUGUAUGCUAGUUGAGUUAGAAAUGAAAAAACUGUAUACCCUACCCGCAUGAUUUUCUUGUACGUGUAGCCUCUCAUAGCAUAGCAAGUAUAAUGUUUUGUGAUAGUAGUGGCGGUAACUCGAGCGAGUGAACGAAUGAACGUGCGAGCGAGCAGGCGAGCGAGCGAGCGAACGAACGAACGAACGAACGAACGAACAAACGAACGAACGAACGAGUAGCGAAGGAAGGAAGGAGUCCCGGCCUCUCUUGGUGAAGUCGCCGAUUCGAAUAUCCGUCGCAGUUGCGGAUGCUCGUUCGAAGCGACGAGAUCGAGAGCAAGAGACGCAAAGAAACAAAACAAACGCGAUCGGGAUCGAUCGUGAUCGAUCGAUCGAUCGAUCAAUACAAUAAUAUAUUUUUUUUGUGUCUGGUGUCGUAAAUAUUAUUGGCCUGAACACAGUGAUCUGAAAGGUGUGUUUUGUCAUAUACGAAACAAAUUUAUUUUUCAUUUCUCAUUUAUAUGUUUUGCAAAAAUUUAUUUACUAACUGAUCAAUCGAUGAUUUAUCAUUAUAUCGAUUAAAUAUUUUAUCAUUGUGUUAGAUGAUUAAUAAGUAAGAAUCCUUUUGGAAAGUGACUUUAAAUUAUCGUAUAAAUCAACUUGGAAGAUAUCGAUCUUUAGAGAAGGAGGAGGUGGAAGAGGAGGAGGAGAAGGAUCUAUGAAAUUGAAGAUUUAUCGAUCAAAAAAGCGUUUUCAAGUUUCUAACAAGAUGGUCGGUUCUUCGAAGAUCAUUUAAAAAAACAAUUAUUGUAUGGUUAGUCUUUAUCCAGUGACGACAGAGAUUAGCAAUCAAAGCGUUAAUUGGAAAUGGAGAGACCUUGAAUUUGUCAGGGAAUCAUGGAAGCGAGGCGUAUGCACAUUGCAAGUCUGAACAGGUUGAGAGAAGUCCAGGGUUUGCUGUUAACCUUCCUCUGGAGAUCAGUGAAAUGUGAGAAGGAAUAAAACGAAGAAAGAAAGAAAGAGAGAAAAAGAGAAAGAGAGAGAGAAAGAAAGAUACAAAAAGAAAAAAGAUAUGUAUAAGCAUGGGGAAGCCCUCGCGAAGCAAGCUUGUCGUUCAAUAAGACAGGUGGGGAUGAAGGCCGUUGGCUCCGUUCGUGGCAAAUACCUCGACAACGUACACCUAGACCUACAUAAACAAGAUAACGAGUUUACCAGACGUUCCUACGUACAUACAUGCAUACGAGUUCACAUUGGAGAACCCGAAGAUGCGACCGAUAUAGGACUAUUUUCGGUGUCCAUCCUCGCGAGAUGUGGACGAGUAGGAGCUUGGGUGUCCUGUUAACGAUACUGAUCGUCCUGAUCGGGGAUCGAAUAACGAGCUCUCAAAAGCCUCAUCUUGGUGGUGCUGUUAACGUCUUUACUCGUUACGGUUAUCUAAGUAUCAGUAUGAGGGUUGUGCCGCGUAAUGACACGGACACUUGGAUAUUUCGCGAGCCAACUUUAGAUGUCUUUAAGAAUCCAAAAGCUAUACCAUCUAAUCAAUUACAACAAGGAAAAUCGAUGACUACCGUAUUCGAUGGUGAUUUUCACAUGGAAUUUUGUGACAACGUAAGACAACUUCUACAGGCAUAUUUCCGUGAUUUCACUUUCGAGAGAUUAGAAAGACCUUGGCGAGCGUUUACUGCCAGUUGGUCAAAAGCUGCCAUCGCUAGGCAUCUUGGUAUAAACGCAUCUUUCAUCGGCGGUGAUUAUUGUUACGUUCUUGUACGGGUCGCCAGAUUUCGAGAAAAUCAAAAGCUCGUUGCUACAGCUGAAUCAUUAAUCCUUGACGAAGCUGUACUUAGAGAAACGGAGAACGUCACAGUUGGUGAUACCUUUAGUGUCAUUAGUUUUAUCAGGAACUAUGGCUCUCAUUACAUCGCUUCUUAUAUCACUGGGAAUUCACUCUAUCAGGUAUUUGUUUACACUCCUCAAGUAUAUCUACGUAUAAAGGAACGUUUAAAAUUACGUGGUGUAUCCGAGCUUUCAACAUUGGAAAUAAAUAAUUAUUUCUCACCUUGGUACGCUGAACAUAUGGGUGCCAUACAAUCAGCAAGUGGUAAUCGUUCCGUAGAAGCUUGGGCUGUUGAAAGACUUCGAAUACAUUAUUACAUCUUCUCGUAUGCCAGUUUGUUGAAACUUCAUGGAGAUGCUGCCUUGCUCAGACAAUUAGACGGCUUGCUCGGAAACGAGGCACUUUUACAACUCCAACUUCGUACUUUAGCACCAAUUUUCAAAGAUUCGAAGAAACGCGAGUGGUUCCUAGAAGUGAUCGACAAUUAUUUUAAGCUUUGGGAAGUGAACAUGUGAGAUGGUUAAAUUGCGAUUACGACAAAUGCAAUGUCGUAAAAAAGAGGUCUUCACUUAAUAGUGAUUCGUUAGAGGAAUAUGAUGUUAUGAUCUUUGAGAUCCAAGAUUGAUCGAGAUGAUUUAUAUAACUGACGAUGAUCGAGGACCGGUUCGAUAAUUUUAUGGAUUUCCUCUUUGAUUUAAACGUUCCUGGAAAGCCGUACUGAACUAUAUAUUACGUACACACGACUUUUCACGUAUUUAGCCCAACUGUUAUUGUUAUAAAUAAGUAUUUAUUAUUAUAUAAUCGUUAAUAGAAAACAUUUUUAUACAAAAAGUUUGUAAUAUAUCACAAGCGUUAUUCAAUAAGAUCUCUAAUCGGAAAACGCGCUGAUUAGAAUGUCAUCUAGAUAAUCAAUCUGUUGAAUUAAUAUUUUAAUCUUAUUUUCUAGAUUAUGUAUAGGAAAGGAAAAGAAAAUUUUAUUUUAAUAUCAAUAAUCAAUAGCUAUCGUUAUUGAAUUGCUUUUAACAAUACGUACAAAAACGUAAUGUUGCUUAUUCUUCAAAAAAGUUAUUACUAAUAAAGCAGCUGCGUUUUCCGUUUGAUUAUUUACGUUAAUUCGUUUAAUAUUGGGAUUAAAGUAUUUGACGUCAUUUAUUUUUAUGAUUAUACAUGUUGGACGGUAA
This is a messenger RNA of Polistes dominula (European paper wasp), 3155 nucleotides long. RefSeq names its product membrane-attack complex domain containing protein torso-like (gene tsl). The record is from RefSeq and is a predicted model, not a curated record. NCBI's taxonomy places the organism in Eukaryota, Metazoa, Arthropoda, Insecta, Hymenoptera, Vespidae.